GGCAUAAAAGUAGAUAUUUUGUUUAACUAUGGCAUGGUUGUGGUUUACCACAGGUUAAACAUUUGGCUUAACAACUAUUUGGCUGGUAUGUGGGGAUUUUGAAUUCUUUUGGGGAGAGCUUUGGGUGGGGUUUGACUUUCUUUUGUUUUUAUUUUGCCACCCCUUAAUUGGGCCAUACAUCAAUCCAAAAACUUUCCAAAGAAAAGCCAGUUUUGGGCCAAAUUAGACCCAUAAUGAUUUUGCUAUGGGGAUGUUGGCCACUCUGUCCCAAAAUCCAUAAGAAGUGUUUACUCACCAUAUAUAUCCAUCUUUUCCUAGAUGUCGGACCAUAGUCAUUUGUUUGUUGCAUUUCUGGCACUUUUGUGUUUGUGCCAGUAGUUUGUGCCGUUGCAUCCAUUUUACUAAUUUAUAUUUUUCUCUGACUCCAAACUCUUUAUGCCCUUUGCUAAAAAAUAAUGUCAUCUUUUUGCACAGCCUACCAGUUCCACUUCUGAUAAUGUAGCCUUCUCAAUUCCCUCCAAUGUAAUCCAACUCCCUCCAAUUUCCUCCAUCCAGCGUUUAGAUUAUGGUUGCCAGAUUUUUAGAAAAACAUCUCAACAUGAUUCUACUCUUUUUUCAGAAUCGUAAGUUUAAGAGCACACCAAAAUAAGUAAUUAGUGUAUAUCAUUUUUCGUUUAUCAUUUCAAAUGCAAAAUCCAUCUACAUUUUCUUUUGCAAAAUGUCCAGGUUAACCUGGCAAACACAACUACGCUGAUAAAAAGAAUUACCUGGCAACUCCACUGCAAGGAAGAAAGCCAACGGAAGUUCAGUCGAUCGCAGAGACUUCGGUUGCAAAUUUACACCGUCAAUAUCAAGAUCAUUUGCGCGUUGAACAAGGAAUAGAGGAUGGCUGGCCGUAAAAAAAAAGCCAAACCAGCAAAUGUCAAAACUAGUACCAUGCCUGAAACCAUCACCAUUGAAUCCACAAGUGCUGGUGAAGUGUCCAGGUGUGAAGAUGUCACUCCACCAACACAAGAAAAACUGGAGGAGCAAGAUAAAGAUGUGGCAUGUAGUGAUUCAUCAGACGACUUCCAGUCAUCAGCCAGCAAUGUUAAACAACAGAACAAGAGGCUGUUGUCAGAAAUAAAAACUCUACAGGAGAAGGUUGCCAUGUUAGAAAAUGAACGAGAUUUUCUGCGGACAACCCUUACCACGGCCAUGGCAUCCACUGGUAAAAGCCAACCAAAGAAGAAGCAAGAUGAAAUAUCAUCUGGUUCUUCUGACUCUGAGAUUGGAUCAUCUUCGUCAUGUGCAAUUUUAUCAUCUGCAUCUUCCGAUGAUGAGCCGAAGAAGAAGAAAAAGAGGAAGACAAAGAAGAAGGAGGAUCAUCCCCUCGCCAAGACAAGAGCACAGACACCAGAUGAUGUCUUGCAAAGAUACAUAAACGUCUUGAAGGCCUAUAAAAGCUGCCGCAGCAUGACCAAAGCAUUUCAAAAAACACGAAUUGACCGGAACACGAUGGCGCUAUCUGCACCUCUUGCAGAAAUAAUGUUGAUUAAACCUAAAUUCCUCAAAACCCUCCCGGCCUUUGACAUGGGCAAAGAGAAGCUAAUGGAUUACAUUAAAAGAUGCUCACUAGCAGCAACACCGGAAAUGAAGGAAAAAAUUGAACAAUGGAAAUCAGGAGGGAAAUUACUUCCCAUCACACCUAAAUUCCGUUCAUAAAUGCAUUUUGUGCAUUCUGUCUUUUUGUUUUCCUCUGCCCAUUAGUGUUUACUUACUGUGUAUAAACAAAUGUUUGUGAAUUGUUCUUGAAUGAGGAACUUAAGUUUCUAGGGCAGUGUUCUUUAAAUAUAUACAACCUGACCUGGUUUAGGAGGACCUGGAGUUUUGCUUUUACUUACUUGCUUUUUAUUUGAUUUAAAUGAAACCAUUUUCAAUAACGUGGUAUACUUUAUGUUUAUAGAAAAGCUUGGAAUUUACAGCACUCUUCCAGUUUCCAGUACACAACUUACUGUUUUAUUUCCUGUCUCUAUCACAUGUACUGGUACUAGAUUGUGGUGUAAAAGCACUGAUGGUCCAAGACAUUAAAAACAUGACAUUCAAGUAAUACAUGAAAA
Messenger RNA from Alosa alosa (allis shad), 2099 nucleotides. RefSeq names its product coiled-coil domain-containing protein 106-like. The transcript has 5 exons. Lineage: Eukaryota; Metazoa; Chordata; Actinopteri; Clupeiformes; Clupeidae. Gene Ontology annotation, cellular component: nucleoplasm. The coding region runs from base 886 to 1704 and encodes 272 amino acids. The record is from RefSeq and is a predicted model, not a curated record.